GUUCUUCUCGGACGUUGACGCUACGCUAGAGCGGGCCGUGGCGGUUAGUCAGUCGGCUGGAGUCGGUGCUGGGUGGCCGUCCCUUGCUACUGAAUUCCCGUUGGAUGUCGUGGACGUCAUCUGGGCGACAACUUGCUAUUCCUGCCGUUCCUUCCUGUUCAUCGAUCGGCCAAGAUGGCUUGCGCUGGAUUCACCUGCUCCAAACACUCCUUGUGUGCGCUCAACAUCCUUUACAUUAUGGUGAGUCUGCUGAUGAUCGGGAUAGCAGCAUGGGGCAAGUGGUUUGGCCUGGUCUCCAGUUUCCAAGUGGUAGGCGGCGUCGUGGGAGUGGGCGUCUUCCUCUUCUUUGUGGCUCUGGCCGGCCUCGUUGGUGCAAUGAAGCACCACCAGGUCCUCCUGUUCUUCUACAUGAUCAUCCUCUUCAUGGUGUUCAUCGUGCAGUUCUCCGUCUCCAGUGCCUGUCUGGCCAUCAACAAGGAGCAACAGGACCAUCUGCUGGAGGUUGGCUGGAAUAACUCCCGCAGCACCCAGAAAGACGUUGAGAAGAGCCUGAACUGCUGUGGCUUCAGGCAGGUGGACCUGAACGCCACAUGUGAUGCCGCCUGCUUUCCCAAUCACUCGUGUUUGCCAUGCGCUGAUAAGAUCCAGGAACACGCUGAUGAAGUGUUGCGUUUUGUUGGAGGCACGGGACUCUUUUUCAGCUUCACUGAGAUUUUGGGCGUGUGGCUGACAUAUCGCUACAGGAAUCAGAAGGACCCCCGAGCCAACCCCAGUGCUUUCCUGUGAAAGGCCCCCAGUCCCAUCACCUCUCCGAACGUGUAAAUAACAACGUAACGCUCAUUUAUGUGAUCUUGGCAUCCCGACACUGGAUUAGUUCUCCACACCUGAAAGUGCAGUGAGGAACUGGAAAUAUAUAGUGUGCAUACAGUAUGUUUUUGUGUGUUUGUGAGAAAAGUGUGUGCUUCUGGCUGUGUCCUGUUUGUAUUUGGGCUUUGCAUGACUUGUAAAUAGAGACAACCGUGUCAGAACUGCGCUGGCCAUUUUGCAAAUCAUCUAUCUGCGACUUUGUACUGUCAAAACACAAUAAAAAACACAAAAGGAAGCAACA
Molecule: messenger RNA, 1108 nt
Organism: Doryrhamphus excisus (bluestripe pipefish)
Lineage: Eukaryota; Metazoa; Chordata; Actinopteri; Syngnathiformes; Syngnathidae
Product: tetraspanin-13-like
Cellular component (GO): membrane
Source: RefSeq, a predicted model, not a curated record